This is a messenger RNA of Dendrobium catenatum, 1594 nucleotides long. RefSeq names its product protein ELC-like. The record is from RefSeq and is a predicted model, not a curated record. The coding region runs from base 121 to 1284 and encodes 387 amino acids. Gene Ontology annotation, molecular function: ubiquitin binding. Gene Ontology annotation, cellular component: ESCRT I complex. Lineage: Eukaryota; Viridiplantae; Streptophyta; Magnoliopsida; Asparagales; Orchidaceae. Gene Ontology annotation, biological process: endosome to lysosome transport; protein modification process; protein transport. The transcript has a single exon.
GCAUUUGACAUUUCUACCUUUCUUCUCGGAGAAGAAAUCUCAGGAAGCAAAUCAUGCAAUAGGCCUCAAAUUCAUCGCAAAUUUCCAUUGGACACCGUCUGCGCCUCUUCUCUGCUGGCGAUGACGCCGCCGCCGGCACAGCUACCGUCAGUUCCCGCGGCACAGCAAGUGCUACAAUUCCUCAGCACCGUUCUCUCUCAGCGCGGCCCUAAUGCCCUCCCUUACGCCGAGGAGACGAAGUGGCUCAUCCGCCAACACCUCGUCUCCCUCGUCGAAGCUUACCAGUCCCUCCGCCCAAAAGCAUCCUCUUUCACCCACAACGAUGGCCGAACCGUCAAUCUCCUCCAGGCCGACGGCACCAUCCCCAUCGUCUACGACGGCGUCGUCUACAACAUCCCUGCCACCAUAUGGCUCGUUGAACGCUACCCUCUUAUCCCUCCUUCAGUAUUCCUCAACCCCACACGUGACAUGGUUAUCAAGCUCAAUCACCCACAUGUUGAUCGCUCAGGCUUCGUUCAUGCCCCAUAUCUCAAGAACUGGAUCUACCCCUCCUCCAAUCUCGUUGAUCUUGUCCGCUCCCUCUCGCAGAUCUUCAGUAAUGACCCGCCUUUAUACUCCCGCCAAAACCCUAGGCCUAACCCUAAUCCUACCCCCAACCCCAUCCCUUCUCCCUCUUCCUCCAGCAAUCACUCUAUCUCCAGCUAUACCCCAGGGCUGCACUCUCGGCCCACCGAGGAUCCAUCAGAGGUGUUCCGCCGCAAUGCUAUGAAGAAGAUCCUGGAUGCAGUUCAUGCCGAUAGUGCCGGGCUCCGGAAGGUCCAAGAGGCGGAGAUGGAAGGGCUGCUUGGCACCCAAGCAUCGCUCCGGCACAGAGAGGAGGAGCUUGCGCGCGGGCUUCGAGAGAUGCUGGGUGAGAAGGAAGGGCUGGAGCAGAUGCUACAGCUUGUGCUUAUGAACACCGAUAUCCUCGAAGGAUGGAUGAGGGAGAACCAGGGAAAGUGGCUGCGUGAUGUCGAUGCAGAUGAUGCAUUUGAGCCGGUGGAUGCUCUUUCGAGGCAGAUGCUGGAGUGCACAGCUGAAGACCUUGCUGUAGAGGACACAGUGUACUCUUUGGAUAAGGCAUUGCAGGCUGGUUCGAUUCCUUUUGACAUGUAUUUGAAGAAUGUGAGGGCGUUGUCGAGGGAUCAGUUUUUUCAUCGGGCACUGGCGAUGAAGGUGAGGGCUGCCCAGGUGCACGCCCAGGUCACAAACAUGGCCGGUAGAGCGUCACUGUAUACUUCAUAGGGAGGAGGUCAGUUUUACAUCUUACAGGUUGUAAAACUAAACGUUUUUCUUAGAUGUUAUAAAAUUUUCUUUGAAUUUUCAUAUUGUGGCCCUUUAUGUUUGUUGGAUUGGCUAGUUAAAUGAAAUAAUAAUUCAGUAAUGAAUAAUCUUUGCAUGAUUGUAGUAUAUGUUGUGUAGUAAUAUUUUAGUUGGACUGGAACUGAAGGAGCAUGAAUCAAGUUUCUACUGAUGAUUCCUAGUUGUAACCUGAUUUUUGCUUUCUGGAUGUAAUAUAUUGAAAUGUUCUUGCAAAAAAUUCAAUUAUUGAUUA